Molecule: messenger RNA, 1968 nt
Organism: Microstroma glucosiphilum
Lineage: Eukaryota; Fungi; Basidiomycota; Exobasidiomycetes; Microstromatales; Microstromataceae
Exons: 2
Coding region: 1-1968 (655 amino acids)
Biological process (GO): nucleoside transmembrane transport
Cellular component (GO): membrane
Molecular function (GO): symporter activity; nucleoside transmembrane transporter activity
Source: RefSeq, a predicted model, not a curated record
AUGGAUUUUAGAGACCCAACGCACAAGACUCCGGACGGAGGUAUCGAGGUCCCCACUGUGGCUGCCGCUGCCGAUCGACAGGCCGCACCACCCAUCACCCACAGCGAGCUCGCUCACAGCCAGCCCAGCUCUGCCGAGGAAAAGUCGGGUAGCUACGGAAUCGACCUAGAGCCCGGCACUGGACGUCUGGCAGGUUCACCCCACUCCAAUGCCUCUGCCGAGAAGCAUGGCGACGUAGACAGUGCCAAUGGGCACAUGGCUCCCGCCUCUCUUCGCAGGGUUCGCAUCGAGGACGAGGAGGAAGAUGGCCACCGCAACUCGGUCUUUGCCAAGAUUGCUGAUAUGUCGCACAGCAGGUAUGCUGUUUGGGCGCGCGACUUUCUCUUGAUCGCCGUCAUCUUGGCCUGGUUGAUCGUCUCCCAGAUCAACGAUAGGCCCGUGGUGCACCACCGCCGUAUCCCUGCUGCCCUCAUCUCCGUCUUCUUCAUCUGCUUUAUCCUCUUCCACAAGUCCCGCUACCUCCCCCAGCGACCCAUCAUCCGUGUCGUAUCCAUGGUCUGGGGUACGGCUGUAGAGAAGCCCUUUAACAUGCUGCCCUACUAUGGAAAGCUCGCCCUCGGCUGGAUCUGCCUCGCUGCGCUCAUCUUCGGAAGUGCUUACGGCUUGCCAGAGAACCCAGCGUCCAACUACAAGCAGAGGACCAUCAGUAUCGCUGGUCUGGCGCUCAUCUACAUUUUCCUCUUCUGCCUCAGCAAGAACCCCAAGGCUGUCAAGGCCCGAACGACCAUUGUGGGCAUUGGACUUCAGUUCAUCAUUGCUCUCUUUGUGUUCCGAACGGGCGCUGGUCUGGCCAUCUUUACGUGGUUCGCGACUGCCGCGGCCGAUUUGCUCACCCAGGCUCAGGCUCCCGAGGGCAAGUACGCCGCAGACGUCGGAGGUGGUGCCGAAUUCUUCUGGCGAGACUUUACUUCAAACGGCUACUUCUUCAUCAACACCCUCUCCUCCAUCAUCUUCUUUGUUGCCCUCGCCACUGCGCUCUUCUGGCUCGGUGUCCUGUCUUGGGCCAUUCAAAAGGUGGCUUGGCUGGCCAGGAGCCUCCUGUCCGUAUCCGGAGCUGAGGCCAUCGUCGCCGUCGCUUCGCCCUUUAUCGGUCAGGGAGAGAAUGCAGUGCUCGUUCGUCCCUACAUCAAGACGAUGACCAGGAGUGAGAUUCACCAGGUGCUCACCUCUGGAAUGUCCACCAUCUCCGGUAGUACCUUUAUCGGGUACGUCGCCUUGGGAGUUUCCGGAAAGGACCUGAUCACCUCCAGUGUCAUGUCAAUCCCUGCCGCCAUUGCUGCUUCCAAGGUCCUCUACCCCGAGACCGAGGAGCCCGAGACCAUGGGUGGCAUUCAGAUCAACCGAGAGGAAGACGACGAAGACAGGCCCGUCAACUUCUGGCAAGCCCUGUCCAACGGAGCCAGCUUCGGAGUCACCGUCGCCUGGUUGAUCUUUGGUAACGUCCUCGUCCUGGUAUCGUUCAUCUCGACCGUAAACGGGAUAUUGGCGUGGAUUGGAAACGCAAUUUACAUCGACGACAACAACGGACCUCUCACUCUCCAGCUGAUUCUGGGUUAUCUGCUUUACCCCUUCACUUUCAUGCUGGGUGUGCCCGGAGAGGACACUCUAGCAGUCAGCAAGCUCAUCGCCGUAAAGACAAUUGCCAACGAGUACGUUGCCUACACCGACCUCGAGAGCACCGUGAGGGCAACUUUGACCCCCAGAGGAUACCUCAUCUCCAAGUAUCUGCUUUGUUCCUUUGCCAAUUUGGCCAGCCAGGCCAUCAAUAUCGGUAUCUUGUCUGCCAUGGCUCCUGGCAGGAAGAAGGACAUCGUCAGGUUGACACCCUCGGCUCUCAUGACCGCCAUCCUGGUCACUAGCUCCUCGGCCGCCAUUGCAGGUAUCGUGUCCGAUGGAUCCGACAACUAA